Knipowitschia caucasica is the source of this 723-nucleotide messenger RNA. NCBI's taxonomy places the organism in Eukaryota, Metazoa, Chordata, Actinopteri, Gobiiformes, Gobiidae. The record is from the annotation of a GenBank genome assembly.
AUGAAGACGAGCGGCGAGGCCCAGAGUGUGCUGCGGCUCGACCCGAACGCCGAGGAGGUGGUGGAAGGGAGGAGGUGGAGGCCGGGCCGGGAGGUGAGGGUCGGGAGGAGGUGGUGGAAGGGAGGAGGUGAGGGUCGGGAGGAGGUGAGGGUCAGGAGGAGGUGGUGGAAGGGAGGAGGUGAGGGUCGGGAGGAGGUGAGGGUCAGGAGGAGGUGGUGGAAGGGAGGAGGGUCGGGAGGAGGUGAUGGUCGGGAGGAGGUGGGGUCGGGAGGAGGUGAGGGUCGGGAGGAGGUGAGGGUCGGGAGGAGGUGGAGGGGGGGAGGUGAGGGUCGGGAGGAGGUGAGGGUCAGGAGGAGGUGGUGGAAGGGAGGAGGUGAGGGUCGGGAGGAGGUGAGGGUCAGGAGGAGGUGGUGGAAGGGAGGAGGUGAGGGUCGGGAGGAGGUGGAGGUCGGGAGGAGGAGGAGGUGGUGGAAGGGAGGAGGUGAGGGUCGGGAGGAGGUGAGGGUCAGGAGGAGGUGGUGGAAGGGAGGAGGUGGAGGCCGGGAGGAGGUGAGGGUCGGGAGGAGGUGGUGGAAGGGAGGAGGUGAGGGUCGGGAGGAGGUGAGGGUCAGGAGGAGGUGGUGGAAGGGAGGAGGUGAGGGUCGGGAGGAGGUGAGGGUCAGGAGGAGGUGGUGGAAGGGAGGAGGUGAGGGUCGGGAGGAGGUGGAGGUCGGGAGGAGGUGA